Molecule: messenger RNA, 693 nt
Organism: Calypte anna (Anna's hummingbird)
Lineage: Eukaryota; Metazoa; Chordata; Aves; Apodiformes; Trochilidae
Gene: ISL1
Product: ISL LIM homeobox 1
Exons: 3
Coding region: 1-693 (230 amino acids)
Biological process (GO): axonogenesis; positive regulation of transcription by RNA polymerase II; neuron fate specification
Cellular component (GO): nucleus
Molecular function (GO): DNA-binding transcription factor activity, RNA polymerase II-specific; cis-regulatory region sequence-specific DNA binding
Source: RefSeq, a predicted model, not a curated record
AUGGGAGACAUGGGAGACCCACCAAAAAAAAAACGCCUGAUUUCCCUAUGUGUUGGUUGCGGCAAUCAGAUUCACGAUCAGUAUAUUCUAAGGGUUUCUCCGGAUUUGGAAUGGCAUGCGGCGUGUUUGAAGUGUGCAGAAUGUAAUCAGUAUUUGGACGAAACCUGUACGUGCUUUGUUAGGGAUGGCAAAACCUACUGUAAAAGAGAUUAUAUCAGGUUAUACGGCAUCAAGUGCGCCAAGUGCAGCAUCGGCUUCAGCAAGAAUGACUUCGUGAUGCGCGCCCGCGCCAAGGUGUACCACAUCGAGUGUUUCCGCUGUGUGGCUUGCAGCCGUCAGCUCAUCCCCGGCGAUGAAUUCGCGCUGCGGGAGGACGGCCUCUUCUGCCGGGCGGACCACGACGUGGUGGAGCGGGCCAGCCUGGGCGCCGGGGACCCCCUCAGCCCCCUGCACCCCGCCCGGCCGCUGCAGAUGGCAGGUACAGCCCACACCCGGUGCCGUGGGACCCCGCGGGGUACGGAGCUGCCUGGCCAGACUCCUGGCGGAGGGGUGGGAGGGAGUCCUGCCGCCUUCUGCGGCUUCCGCUGUCCCGAAGCUGCGCACCCGCGGAAAGGCGGCGGCGGUGCUCCCAACGACCGGAGCUGCAGAGGGUCUGGAUGCGGCGGGAAACGGCUGCGUAUGCUGUACGCAUGA